CCUAGAGAAACAAGACAGGAAGCUGUUCUUGGUUUCCAGUAGAGGAAGAAAUUGUCUGGGGCUCCCCACAUUUGCAUAAGUGACAAUGACUGUGCUAAGGGCCACUCCUUGGCAAGAGAGGCUUCAGUCAUGAGGAUCCAUUAUCUCCUCUUCACGUUUCUCCUGGUGCUGUUGUCACCUCUGGCAGUCUUUACGCAAAGAGUCAAGAAUCCUAUAACUUGCAUCACCAAUGGAGGCAUAUGCUGGGGCCCAUGCGGUUCAGGGUUUAGACAGAUUGGCACUUGUGGCCUUCCUAAAGUCAGGUGCUGCAAGAAAACAUAAAUAAGAAGACCAAGAACCAGCGAGGAAAAUAAAAAGCCAGAAUCCGCUCCUCCAUGAAGAUGUACAAAACUUAAACCAAAUUAAAGUACUUUGUUUAGAUACAAA
Messenger RNA from Myodes glareolus (Bank vole), 426 nucleotides. Its product is annotated as beta-defensin 4-like. Gene Ontology annotation, molecular function: chemoattractant activity; CCR6 chemokine receptor binding. The record is from RefSeq and is a predicted model, not a curated record. Gene Ontology annotation, cellular component: extracellular region. Gene Ontology annotation, biological process: cell chemotaxis; defense response to bacterium. Lineage: Eukaryota; Metazoa; Chordata; Mammalia; Rodentia; Cricetidae.